This is a messenger RNA of Vicugna pacos (alpaca), 1034 nucleotides long. Its product is annotated as olfactory receptor 1L4-like. Gene Ontology annotation, cellular component: membrane. Gene Ontology annotation, biological process: G protein-coupled receptor signaling pathway. NCBI's taxonomy places the organism in Eukaryota, Metazoa, Chordata, Mammalia, Artiodactyla, Camelidae. Gene Ontology annotation, molecular function: G protein-coupled receptor activity; olfactory receptor activity. The record is from RefSeq and is a predicted model, not a curated record.
CUUUAUAGGCUGGAGGUUAGGGAAGAAGCCCUCUGAAUCAAAUUGCCCUUCACAUGUCUCCCAUGGCUUCUCCACACCUCAUCCAGGACGAAGUCAAGGACAUGGAGAUAAAGAACUACAGCAGCACCUCGGGAUUUAUCCUUCUGGGCGUCUCUUCCAACCCUCAGCUGCAGAAGCCCCUCUUUGCUGUCUUCCUCACCAUGUACCUGGUCACCCUGGUUGGGAAUGCAGUCAUCAUCCUGGCCAUACAAUCUGACUCCCGACUCCACACCCCUAUGUACUUUUUUCUCAGCAGCCUGUCCUUCAUGGACAUCUGCUUUACAACAAACAUUGAGCCCAAGAUGCUGGUGAACUUACUCUCAGACACAAAGUCUAUCUCCUAUGUGGGCUGCCUGGUCCAGAUGUACUUCUUCAUGGCCUUUGCAAAUACUGACAGCUACCUGCUGGCCUCAAUGGCCAUAGAUCGGCUGGUAGCCAUCUGCAACCCCUUUCGAUACAAUGUGGUGAUGAGCCCACGGCGUUGCCUCCUCAUGCUGCUGGGAUCUUGCACCAUCUCUCACCUGCACUCCCUGCUGCGUGUGGUACUCAUGUCCCACCUGUCUUUCUGUGCCUCCCAUGUCAUCAAGCACUUCUUUUGUGAUACCCAGCCUGUGCUAAAGCUGUCCUGCUCUGACACAUCUUCCAACCAGAUUGUGGUCAUGACUGAGACCCUGGCUGUCAUUGUGACUCCCUUCCUGUGCAUUCUCUUCUCCUACCUGCGAAUCAUCAUCACUGUGCUCAAAAUCCCGUCUGCAGCCGGGAAGUGGAAGGCCUUCUCUACCUGUGGCUCCCACCUCUCCGUAGUGGUUUUGUUCUAUGGGAGUGUCAUCUAUGUCUAUUUUAGGCCCCUGUCCAUGUACUCAGUGGUGAAGGACCGGGUAGCCACAGUUAUGUACACAAUAGUGACCCCCAUGCUGAACCCAUUCAUCUACAGCCUGAGGAACAAAGAUAUGAAGAGGGGUUUGAGGAAAUUAAGGGACAGAAUUCACUCAUAG